GGUAGCAUUUUAUAAUGUGGGUUUACAGGUAACCACAUAAAAAAGGGAAAAAAAAAGCGCCAAACAAAUAACUGAUGACUGGGAUCCGAUCCCUUUUUUGAUUUUGAUAUAGAUAAUAAUAUAAUAACAAUAAGAAAACAUAUCUGAAACAAAACGCCAUCAUUCAUUCGCUAUUACAUAUCACCCCUAAAUCACACUCUUAAUUCUGUAUCACCCCAAUUCCUUCUUCUUCUGGGUUAACUGAGAACUAAAAUCAUGGAACGACUCAAAAGUUCUGCACGUCUCAUGAUCGUCUCAGAUCUUGACCAUACUAUGGUUGAUCAUCAUGAUCCUGAGAACCUUUCCAUACUAAGGUUUAAUGCCUUGUGGGAAGCAAAAUACCGUCAUGAUUCCUUACUAGUGUUUUCAACUGGAAGAUCACCUACUCUGUACAAAGAGUUGAGGAAAGAAAAGCCCAUGCUGACACCCGAUAUCACUAUUAUGUCUGUUGGAACCGAGAUAACAUAUGGUAAUGAAAUGGUGCCAGAUGAAGGUUGGGUCGAUGUUUUGAAUCAUAAGUGGGACAAAAAGAUAGUCACUGAGGAAACAAGCAAGUUCCCUGAACUUACUCUUCAGUCUGAAUCUGAGCAACGCCCUCACAAAGUUAGCUUCCAUGUUAAAAAAGAAAAGGCUCAGGAAGUAAUGAAAAUUCUUUCUGAGAAUCUGGUCAAACGAGGGCUAGACGCCAAAAUAAUUUACAGUGGUGGGAUGGAUUUGGAUAUAUUGCCUCAAGGUGCUGGAAAAGGUCAAGCUCUUGCGUAUCUGCAUAAAAAGUUGAAGGCCGAGGGGAAGUUACCACAAAAUACUCUGGCAUGUGGAGAUUCUGGCAAUGAUGCUGAACUAUUCACCAUUCCAGACGUACACGGUGUCAUGGUCAAGAAUGCACAGGAAGAACUGUUGCAGUGGCAUGCUGAAAAUGCUAAAAGUAACCCGAAGAUUAUACAUGCAGAUGAAAGGUGUGCAGCUGGUAUCAUACAAGCAAUUGGUCAUUUUAAACUUGGCCCAAAUACAUCACCAAGAGAUCUUCCCGAUCUUUUAGAUGUUAAGUUGGAACAAUUUGACCCUGCAUACGAAGUAGUGAAGAUUUACUUGUUUCUGGAGAGGUGGCAACGCGCAGAAGUUGACGACCCGGAACGCUAUCUGGACAAUUUGAAAGCAGUUUGUUCUCCGUCUGGUGCAUAUGUCAAUGCAUUUGGUGUCGAGCAAUCUCUAUAUGAUUUCAUUGGUAAGCUAAAAGAAUGCUAUGGAGACCAAAAAGGGAAACAACAUCGAGUGUGGGUUGAUCAAGUUUUUCCUGCCCAGAUUGAUUCAAACACAUGGCUUGUGAAGUUCAAGAAGUGGGAGCAAACUGGUGAAGAGCAAAAGGGUUGCUUUACAACUGCUAUACUGAGUUCAAAGGAUGUGAAGCCAUCACAAGGGCUCACUUGGGUCCAUGUGCACCAGACAUGGAUGAACGGAUCAAUGAAAGGACAAAAUUUGGUUUCUCUAAUGUAAGACGCCUAGCCUGCGUUUGAGGUAUCUAAGAUGAUGUUACAUUAUCUUGUAUGGAAGAUAAAUGUAAGUAAGUCGAAACCUUUAUAGCAAUUUCUUUUUCCAAAAGCAUUCAAACUUUGUCCUAACAAAAGCUGAUUGGUCUACUGAACCUUUUGCCUUUUGGGGUUUAAUAUAUUUGUAUACAUGGAUUGAUAUAUUCAGAUCAAUAUACAGCAUAGUAUCUUGGGUGAGCUUAGUUAUGUAUAACCUUGCAAGAUUUACUUUCCUGUAGUAAUGACAUCGUUCCCAUUAAAAGCUUUGUUCAUUGUGUUUUGAGUUGAUUUA
Molecule: messenger RNA, 1857 nt
Organism: Erigeron canadensis
Lineage: Eukaryota; Viridiplantae; Streptophyta; Magnoliopsida; Asterales; Asteraceae
Product: sucrose-phosphatase 2-like
Exons: 9
Coding region: 256-1533 (425 amino acids)
Biological process (GO): sucrose biosynthetic process
Molecular function (GO): sucrose-phosphate phosphatase activity; magnesium ion binding
Source: RefSeq, a predicted model, not a curated record